AUGUUGUCUGCCUUCCGGGAAGAGCGUGCUUGUUCAGAGUCUGACAGGCAACUACUUAGUCCAUACGACUAUGACUCCUUUGGGCUGUGGGGCAGAGACAUCCUGGCUCGUAAGCGCGAAAAGUUGCGCUGUAUACUUCACUAUUUUGCAAGAGUUUCUCCCCCCGCCAGCGUUCCCACAGGAACCGUCACUUUCACACGACGAGUUCUAUCUUCUCUGCCUGAUUGGGUCUCCUCCCAGAAAACCUUUGAGACUACGCGUCUUCAUGUCAACGUGACGGGAUCAAUCGAAGAGGCGGGUCCGGGAACUGUGCAGACCUGA
Molecule: messenger RNA, 321 nt
Organism: Protopolystoma xenopodis
Lineage: Eukaryota; Metazoa; Platyhelminthes; Monogenea; Polystomatidea; Polystomatidae
Source: the annotation of a GenBank genome assembly